Messenger RNA from Procambarus clarkii (red swamp crayfish), 472 nucleotides. The record is from RefSeq and is a predicted model, not a curated record. NCBI's taxonomy places the organism in Eukaryota, Metazoa, Arthropoda, Malacostraca, Decapoda, Cambaridae.
AUGGAGGACAACAUUCCCCCUUCCUUGAUGGCUGUGCAGUGUGAUCCUAUGGUUCCGUCCGACUCGGAUAUUCUGCCUUCUGGUGGGGGCGUGUCUGUGUUGGAUGCUGGAGUCCCUAAAAUUCGUGGGAGUGGUCCACCACCUGGUGGUACACAGAAUGUGGAUUGGUGGGAUAUUGUGAAAGGGGUCCAGGAAGAGUUGCAACAUCAGAUUGUGUUGGUGGCCCGCUAUCACAAGAUGGAUGUUAUAUUUAUUCAGGAGGAUAAUGUUAAGUGCAGGACAGCCCUUCACAUAGCAGCCUCAUAUGGUCGCGACAACACUGUGAAGGUCCUCCUCGACGCUGGAGCAGACGUCAACGCUAAAGAUGAUACCGGCGAGACAGCCCUUCAAGGGGCAGCCGCAGGUGGUCACGACAACACUGUGAAGGUCCUCCUCGACGCUGGAGCAGACGUCAACGCUACAGAUAAUGUCG